This is a messenger RNA of Caenorhabditis remanei, 2523 nucleotides long. RefSeq lists its product as uncharacterized. Gene Ontology annotation, molecular function: transmembrane transporter binding; zinc ion binding; Hsp70 protein binding. The coding region runs from base 1 to 2523 and encodes 840 amino acids. The record is from RefSeq and is a predicted model, not a curated record. Lineage: Eukaryota; Metazoa; Nematoda; Chromadorea; Rhabditida; Rhabditidae. The transcript is spliced from 6 exons. Gene Ontology annotation, cellular component: perinuclear region of cytoplasm.
AUGGCCCAAUCGAAAGUUUCGUUGCCCAAUCCCUGCCCAAAAAUACCUGAGAACAAGAUAAUUCAGGAAUUCGAAGAGCCCAUCCUCCUUAGCUGCCAGCACACCACGUGUAGAAAGUGCUCGAAUGGGUCGCCGAGUUGCAAGACGUGCUCCCCGGGGCCAUCUACGUCAAGGAGCCACACACCACAACCGGAUAGACUCGCCGCGUUCUUGUUGGACGCGUCGAAAGAGGAGAUGGAGGAAUGUGCGAAUUGUGAAGAGAUUUCCCUCCCCAUGUUCUAUUGCGAAACAUGUCAACAAUCACUCUGCCUUUCGUGCCGAAACGUGACUCAUCAGGCCCGUAUGUUCUCCACUCACAAAAUAAUCAGUUCAGACGAGCGGAGUAAAGUGUACAGUUCCGCGUUAUGCAAAGAGCACAACGAGCCGUACAUCCUUUACUGUUCGGAUGUCAGAAAAUUAGUCUGUAUCCAAUGCUUCAACGGGCGGCCCCUAGAAGAGCGUCACAGUUUCAUUUCCAUCGAACAGGGCCAUCGAAUGUGUCUCGAGAAGAUCGAGCAGUCCGCUGCGAAGCUCCGAUUCUAUCAAUCGGAGAGACAAGAGGAAUUGAAUGUCCGGCAGAGGAUUCUAGAUGAGAACGCGUCGAAUUUCGAUGAUGCGAAGACGGCGUUGUAUCAGUUGUGUCAGCAGAUAAUGGAUACUGUAAUGACUACGAGGGAGACGUUGGCCAAGGAAUUGGUGAGGCAACAGGAGCAGAGUGAUGAGCAGUGUAAGCGGCAGAUCAAGGAGAUUGAAGCGGUUAUGGGCCCAGUCCGUCUCUGUCUCUUCUCCGCUCAAAUCCUGUGCACUUCCGCGUCGAAACUCGACGUCCUCCAACUUUGUCCUCAACUUCAAAAGCGAAUCUCCAUUCUUCUCGACAAGACAGUCGACAAACUUCCCGUCUCCUCAACUCCAGACAGUAUAGAGGUCAGGUCGGAUCUUGCAAAGUCGUUGGAACCUUAUCUAGGCAUGAGUGCUGCCUGGUGUCCUAUCAGUGUGUCCCGUGAGGGGAGCUCAUCGAAUUCUUAUAAGAGAGGCUCCGGGUCUCACAAGGGUCCAAUGCCAAUGCUGUCAAAGUUUCAAGCGACUAUCGACUUGGCAGGAGCGUUUGGACAGUUGUUCGGAAAAGUUGAACACCCACUGCGUCAGUUGAUCGUGGAGCUCUCCUCCAUCAGUCAACAAGUCCUCGAAACCCAACGAGACUUGACCAUUCGGCGAUGUAUAAUCGAGAAGGAGGACGUGGAGAAGCUUGUGAAAAUCUGUAAGAAAAUCGAGGCGAGUCUAGGCAUGCACUCGGCAGCUCUGGAUGGAAUGCAGAGUGAAAUGCAGGAGAUUUGGCAGGAACAACUGGAUCGAGUGAGACGGCAACAGAUUAUAUAUAGGGAGAAGGUGGAGGAGAUUCUGAAUUUGAGAGAGACGGCCAGACAGAUUCUGACGGCGGCGAAACAGCUGGUACCCUAUGUUUCGUGUAUUUUGAAUAUGAAUGCGAUGAUUGAUCCGAAACGCUGCCAUCCACCCGACCCGGCACCAAUGGAGAGUAUCUGCCUGGAGAUCACCGGUAUCGAGCCAAACAGUCAGAAUCGAAUUUUGGCUAUCGAGAAAGAGGAAGAGAACCGGCGGCUCAAUCAGGAAGCGAAGAAAAAAGAGGAGUUGGCUGGUCAAAGUGCGGUGAUGAAAACGUUGAAGCAUGGGAAGAUAAAAAGGAAGGAGAUGCAUCAUCGGAUGAUGUUGAACACGAAUCGAGAGAGGAGUCCCGGUGGAACGGAUACCGCUUUGACGAGUCCGUGUAUAAGAAGAUUAACCACCACCGCUGUCAAAGAAGAAACCGCUUCGGAACUCGACGCCGAGGAGUUCUUCGACGAGAUCUUCGAGCUCAGCGGUGAGCAAUACGAGGAAGUGGUGGACGGCACGCUCACCGAAGAAGAUCGUUGUAGCUCCGCCCUCCUUCUCUCUCUCGAAGACUCCAUCUCCCCACUACCAUCUCUCGAACAACUACUCGGAAGGAUGCCACUGGCGACACGUGUCACUUCAGACAUCGGCUCGAGUCGUGGUGCAAUGUUGCAAAGUUUGAAUGACGUGUUCGCCCUACAAAAGCCACCGACACCCGAGAAUAUAAGCGUGUCGGAGGAACGGAAUGUAUUGGCGUCGGCGGUUCGGAAUGCGGAAAAACGAAAAAGUUUGCCGACGAUGUUGGAGGGGAUGAUUGAAAAAGAGGAAAUUGAAAUAGCGACACAGGAUAAGUCACAAGGACAGGAAAAAGAAAAGAAGAAAGUGAUCAGACGACGAGUCAAAAAACUAAAUGAGCAAUCCGAGGAAUCCGAAGUCGUCACGUUCACUUUCAGCGCACCGCCCGAUUGUCCUUUCGUUCCGCAGGAUAUCUUUGAGAAUAAUGAUAAUGAGAAAUUGGGGACGUUCGAGGCGAAGGAGAGGGUUUUGCAGAGUUUGAAGCAGAAAAUGAAUCAGAAGAAUGGAAGUUUCGAGGAAUAG